GGAUUACUUGAACAAGCCUCAAGUUAAUCCCCAAGAAAGAAAAUAACUUUGAAUUUAUACCUAAGAUGAACAACCUCAAUCUUGUAAAAUUCAAUCCAAGCUUUCUCCCUUUUGCUCUCUCAAAAUCGGGUGCAAGGGUUAUAACAUAAUGAAGAGGCAAAAAAUCGGAAAUAUAUAUAUGUACCGGGGCGCCUAGGCGCCACUCUAGGCGCCAACAUUCUGCCUGGUUCACAAUCGGCAGAAACCAGUUGGGCGCCUAGGCGCCUGGACAUGGCGCCUAGGCGCUGCUUCUUCUCAGCUUCUCUUCUCACAAUUCUUAAUAUCAGCUAUCCCUUCCGGUUAAAAGGGAAUCCAGAAAGCUGUGGUGAUUCCAGCUAUGAACUAGUUUGUGAAAACAAUACAACCUCACUUUAUCUAAACUCUCAAAAGUACCAUGUGCAAGCCAUCGAUUACCAAAAUUUUACUAUUCAUCUUGUUGAUGCUGCUUUAGAAAAUGACACUUGCUCCUUUCCUCAGUAUUCUAUGUUUCGAUACAACCUCUCUGAAAAUUAUCCUUAUAGUGUCUACACCUACAACUCAUCUAAAUCACGUGUCUUGCAUAAAAUAAGCGGGCCUAUUACUUUAAUGAGCUGCCCAUAUCCCAUAAAUUCUGCUUUCUUUUUGGAAACUGUUCAUUGUGGCAACAGGGUCUUUGAUUCAAAUGCUUCACACAGAAGACACACGUAUAUUAAGGUUGGCAAUUUGAAUGCAUCAGAUGUAAGAGAGAUGUGCAGUUUAGAUCUCAUAGUGAUGACAUCGUGGCCAUUUAAGGAUGUCAAUAAUCUUUUGCUCUCAGACAUCCAUAGCGCUCUGCUAUAUGGAUUUGAGCUUUCAUGGUUCACUGUGACGAUUAGCUAUUGCAAAAGGAGACUAUAUUGCCCUAUUUGUUAUGAGAAGGGGUCUCCACGCUUCUGCUCCGGUAAGAUUUAAAGGUUACUAUACUUAUAAAUGUAUAUGAUAAAAUUAGUGAUGCCUAUUUCUAAAAGAAACUAGACUGUCUUGGGCAGCAAGGUGAUUUAAGUUGACACUUGUACUCGUUAUCCAAUAUUCCUUUUUCUGAUGAUUUAUUAAUGUGUAGAGGUCAUAACAUCUCACCAUAUAUAAUUAACAUAUGUAUCGGUCUUGCAACAAUUUACAAUCAUCCACUACUUCCGUAGUUAAAUGCAAUUCGACUUCAACGUCCUUACAUUCGAAAAGUUUCUUUAAACUCUUUUCUGACGAUGUUUGGUUGUAGGCAUUGCAGACUACAGUAUUGGUCAGCGGAUUAGCAACAUAAUUUAUGGGAAAGAUCCUUUCACAUUCUCUUUUCUUUAUCUCGAUUUAGGUUACAGUAUUACAAUCCUCAAACUACAAAAAUGUUUAUAAGAAAUUGUCUUGCAAUAUUUGAAAAAUUUUAUGCACAUUGCAGCCAGAAAUAUUUUGUUUUUAAGAACUUGGGCAAUGCCAUGAUAGAUCUUAAAGAUGUCAUGUUACUUUCAGAUUGCAUGCACGAAUCAGUUCAACAUAUUAUAUUCUGACCAUUUUUAUUACCAUAGAGCAAGUUUCAUUUCCACAAUUCAAGUGCCAACUUUAUAAACAAAAAUAUUAUAUUCUAACCAUUUCUAUUACAGUUGCAGUAUCAUGCAUGAAUGUAUUUCUGCCUCAUUUUCCCCCUAACUUCAGUCACUUUUCUUCUGCACGCAUAUAAGAAGUAAGGAAAUUAGAGCAUGGUCUAUAGAAGUUGAAGUUUGAAUUUAAAAUCAAAUUAUCCCUUCUUAUCUGGUUUCAAAGGCUAUGGGUCAAGUCAGCCCACUUGAAGCCAACUUGAAGAACCCUGACACAUUUUUCCAACAUAUAAAUGUAAAGAAAGAAUUCCUGGAAGUAUUACGUCUUUGCUAAAUAAUUUUCUAACUAGUCUUCUCAUUUCUGAAUGAACAGUGAUCAACCUUGCAUUGAGGAUCUUAAUAGGAAUUCCAUUCAUGUUCGGAUUAUUUGUCUAUAAACUGAGAAGAAGACAUUUAUCAAUGUUUAAUGAAACAGAAAAUUUUCUGCGCAAUUAGAAUAACCUAAUACCCAUCAGUUACUCUUAUUCA
This is a messenger RNA of Olea europaea var. sylvestris, 2111 nucleotides long. RefSeq lists its product as uncharacterized. Gene Ontology annotation, molecular function: polysaccharide binding. NCBI's taxonomy places the organism in Eukaryota, Viridiplantae, Streptophyta, Magnoliopsida, Lamiales, Oleaceae. The transcript has a single exon. Bases 271 to 969 code for a protein of 232 amino acids. The record is from RefSeq and is a predicted model, not a curated record.